Molecule: messenger RNA, 1134 nt
Organism: Drosophila busckii
Lineage: Eukaryota; Metazoa; Arthropoda; Insecta; Diptera; Drosophilidae
Exons: 2
Coding region: 173-1114 (313 amino acids)
Source: RefSeq, a predicted model, not a curated record
CUGGAUGAUUUUUAUUCGCGCUGAAUAAAAUAAAAGAAAUAUUUCUAGCAAGUGUAUAUGACAUUCGGAUGCAUGUGAAUAAAGCUUUUGUUGUUUAAAUUUGACACAUUAACUGCAGCUGUCAAAAAUAUUUGCAUAAAACACGCCUGAAACGUUCAAUGGACAGUUAAACAUGUUGGAACUGUUGCUAUUAAUAGUUAUAUUACUGCCCAGCGCACAGCUUGGCAGCCUCAACUGUACGCUGGACAGACCACCGCUGCAAUUUCAUCUAGUGCGUGCAUGUCAACGCGCUGCGACAAACGAAGCGCUAGCCCUGGAAAAUACCUCAACGCUAGAGGAUUGCAUGGAACUGGCACGAGAGCUGCGUGGAUUGGCGCUUAACUAUGCACCUGGUGGCGAGCGUGGAGGGCGCAAUCUAUUGGAGCAGCAGCCACAGAAUGCGGAUGGCAAGGGUACAGCCCGCAGACGAUACAUGGAUGCGCGACGAGUCUUGAGCGUAUUCGAGCAGCCAGGCGAAUACUUCAAUUGUCAUGUGCUGCAGUGUCCACAGAACGUAAGCUUUGCCGGCAUGACUAACGACAGUCGCUUUGAUUACUAUAGCGUUUAUGGCAGACCCACAGCACUACAGAAUGUGAGCUGUGUAGCCGAAGUGGGUCUCUUUGUAAUAUUCAAACAGCCCAGCAAUUAUCUCAAUGCUUCCACAGUCUGCAGCAAUUCUAGUGAAUUUUUCGGCAGCUUGGCACAUGUUGUCUCUGAGUUGCGCACAGCUUCGCUAGCACGCUUGCUGCACUCCGAGCAGCUGUCGCCCUUAUAUCUAGCUUACAUAGGCUUACAAUACAAUCGCAGCAUCUCCUUGCAGCCGCUGGAUUUUCGCAACGCAGAGCAAGAGAGUUUGCUUUGUUUUCUAUACAGAGCUUGGCAUGCGGGCUAUCCACGUAUUAGCCUAGAAACUAACAGCAGCUGCGUGGCCUUGACGCCACUUGGCACUUGGCAAACUGUAAAUUGCGAGCAUGAGCUACCCUUCAUAUGCGAAAUACUAUUACCUGGCAACACAAGUCAGCACUCACAACUGGAUGUGGGUAUUAACUCCGCCGUUGAGUGUCUCCAUAACUGAAUUUAAUCAUUUGAAGUGCA